Messenger RNA from Paramuricea clavata, 2860 nucleotides. NCBI's taxonomy places the organism in Eukaryota, Metazoa, Cnidaria, Anthozoa, Malacalcyonacea, Plexauridae. The record is from the annotation of a GenBank genome assembly.
AUGGAAAGACUUUCUCCAGGGUUGACUCCUCAAGAUUUCUUCGAAGUAUACAAACUUCUCGUGAAAGCUGAGUUGUUGGAAAAUACAACGCUGAUUUCUGGAAGUGAAAUUUUGGAAAGAUUUUCGCACGAUUUGAUGAUUUGUAAGUAUAUAUUACUGAGAAUAAUUGCAAAACUAUGUACUGAGAAAUUUGUAGGAGACUAGUUUGUAGGCUUCACCGUAGGGAUCUGACAAUGUACAAUGGUGCGCAGUGUAGCACUGCGGCAGGUUACAAUUACUCGUAAUAACAUGUUUUCUGGGCACAUACAGUGGGUACAGUACUUGUAUGCCAUUUAAUACCUCACCAUGCAAUGAAAGAGUGCCGGAGCUUAACUGUCUGGACCUCCAGAGAGAAAAUUUUAAAACUAAUACAGCAUCUAUCCAGUAUAAAUAAAGCUGAAUAGUUUAGGUUUCCUCCUGUGUUUCCCUGCAUACAGUAACAAUUAUAUGGACCUUUAUAAGUUAGUCAGAAUUGCUAGAGGUAUCGAUCAGGCAGUAACCAUAAAAUAAAUACCCGAAAAUGGAAUGCGAUUUAGGUUAUACUCCUGUAGUCACACUGGACCAAUAAAUGAUCACCUUUGCUGAAGACCUCUGGGAAGAACAGUUUAGAACUAAACUAAGGAAAUUUAAUAUAUUCUAUCUGUAAUAAAUUGCAGCUCCUAGUCGUCUAGUACUCUAGUAAGGGAUAAUGAAUCUUUAUUGGACCAGUGUUACUAUAUAUACAGGAGGAAGACAUAUUCUAUCUGUUAGCCUAUAAAUUGCUCUUCCUAGAAGUCCACUAACGGCCAAUGCAUCUUUAUUGGACCAGUGUUACUAUAUACAAGAGGAAGCCUUACUAAUCCGACUUUAUUUAUAUUCAAUACUGGUUAGUUAUAUGCAUGACUUCUAUCACGGACACGGUUUUAAAUUGCUCUCGAUCCCUGCCUCAUGGAGACUCUGCAGGGCCAUCUUCUAUAUGUCCAGUAUUACUGCAGAAGGAAUUAGUACUUAACCUAUAAUCUAUAAAAUAAACUAACUUUAUACUGCAUUUAUACUGUCCUAUGCUGGACAGCAUUAUCAGUUCUAUAAACCUCUCUAGAGACCAUGCAUGCAGCGAUGGACAUCUGUUAUUGAUCGCGAGUGUUGCUUUAACAGAAAACAAUUUGGGUAAUAAUACAUGCAUAUGCAUGGAGAAGCUGCUAAUAAAGUCAAACUGCAUGGAAACUUCUUCUCAAGUGGGAAAGAGAUAAAAUUGCAAUAGACAACUGUAUCAUAUGCAGGAAGCAAUUUAAUCUUGGUUAUAUAGAUGUGAUUGAUUUAGAAAUAAACGACUAGAUUUCACCAGCUAGACAGAUAUAACUUGAAAUAUUUUAUUUUACAUAUAAUCAUUUGCUGAUUUGAAUCAAAUUUAUCCAAAGAAAUGUUUUCAAGACCAACUGGUUAAGCAGUACAUGCACCAUUGUCAGCAAAAUUAAAACUUAUGAAAUAUAAGAACAUAACAUUACAACACUUGCUAUAUAUAUAUAUAUAUAUAUAUAUAUAUAUAUAUAUAUAUAUAUAUAUAUAUAUAUAUAUAUAUAUAUAUAUAUAUAUAUAUAUAUAUAUAUAUAUAUAUAUAUAUAUAGUACAUCAUAACUAUUAAAAAUAUGCCUCUGCUUUUAUACAGUAUGAUUCAUAUAAUUAUAUAAACGCCACAAUUUACGGACUAAAAAUUAUAGCCAUCCCAAUCAAAAUUUUCUUAUUUUCACUAGUCUUGAAUGAAAGCACAGAAUAUCAAAUGAAAGGAAACGAUUCUAUGUUUCCAGAAGCUUGUGUAGAAUACUGCAACACCAUUGUCAACAACACUCCUCAACUUAUGGUAGAAUUCAUAGAUUUAAAAGACAUUUACGAGAAAGUCCAGAGUCGUGCAGGAGGCGGUUCUCAUCAACGAGUCUCCUCAGGGUUAAUAAAUAUCAAAGCCACUUCGGAAGGACAAUUGUGUGGUAUGAAUGUGUUUGUUGAGAGAAUGCCCGAGGCCGCCACAUUAUGUGGAGAUAUAAACGAAAGAAUACAGUUACGUGUUAAUCAUGAACGUUAUUUUCAAAAUCAGGUAUGUUCACGGAUAUAGCCUAUAGAGGAUAUUACACGGCGGCGCGAACAUAUGACUUUUAUCUCUUAGUGGUGAAAACAAUAUUUUACGAACGAGCGCAGCGAUAUGUUCUUAUGCGAUAUGUUAUUAUGUUCAUUAGGGAAUAGGUCCAUAUAUAUGUAACUAAUUAUUAAUAAUAAAAUUAAUGAAUUAAUUAGCUAACUAAUAAUAUACAUAGAAAUUUUAUUCAACUGUGAUUGGUAGAUUUCAGUGCAGUUAAUCUCAAGCGGCAGUGCGAAAUUCCGUAACCACAGUGCAAAAGUCUGUAACAAUCUGAUUGUUGGAAAGAACAAUGGCAUCCAAAAUUAACCAAUCAGCUUAAGGGGACACUCCACCCCCAGAACAAGUGUCGCUAAUAAGAAAGCUUUAUAUGAGCCUACCUUGGAAUGAAUAUUUGUUAGCCUCAAUUCUUUUUCGUUUGCGAGAAAUUUAACUUUGUUUCACUGAUUUUUGGUCAUUAUCGCCGCCAUGUUUGUUGAAUCCGCGGGUGGUCCUAUGAGUGCCGUGACGUAAAUGUGUAAUAGAAACAAAUUUCAUAAUCAGAUUGCAGCAAUGAUUCGCAUUUUAAAUAAUUUCCAACGGAAGAUCAUUGCUUGGUUCCAGAGUGGCACGGAAAACUGUGGGAAUCAGCCACAACAGAAUCCCAAAGAAAAAGGUUUGCGACGAGCGUGGCUGGCGAUAAAUUAUUUGCAGAGUAAAACCUACGCGAUUUAG